This is a messenger RNA of Colossoma macropomum (tambaqui), 4576 nucleotides long. RefSeq names its product CD44 molecule (Indian blood group) b (gene cd44b). Gene Ontology annotation, biological process: inflammatory response; cell adhesion; positive regulation of ERK1 and ERK2 cascade. NCBI's taxonomy places the organism in Eukaryota, Metazoa, Chordata, Actinopteri, Characiformes, Serrasalmidae. The transcript has 9 exons. Gene Ontology annotation, cellular component: macrophage migration inhibitory factor receptor complex; plasma membrane; basolateral plasma membrane. Bases 374 to 1627 code for a protein of 417 amino acids. The record is from RefSeq and is a predicted model, not a curated record. Gene Ontology annotation, molecular function: cytokine receptor activity; hyaluronic acid binding.
GGUGAUAGUGACACCAUUUCUCUCUCUCUCUCUCUCUCUCUCUCUCGCUCUCGCUCUCUUUCACAUACACACACCAUUCAAAAGUUAUAGCAAAGUCUCUCAGCUCCAACAGGCGACCAGCUGUCGACCGCUAACUUCAGCUCGUCCACCCCCCCUCCCUCCAAGGGUACUGGACUUGGUCUACCUCUCUCUCUCUCUCUCUCAUACUCACACACACACACUGACUCACUCACUCACUCACUCACUCACUCACUCAGCCACUCAUUCAGUCCAAAUCUCAGCACCCUCAGCUGUCAGAGAAGAGCCAGAGGAAUAGAGGAAAGCCCCUCCAGCACACUUUCGUCUCCCUCUCUCUGCCGCUGUGUCAGCCAGCAUGUGGAUUGUGCUCUGCCUUGGACUCACCUUUGGAUUACUGGCCUCCUCUUGGGCGGGCUCCACUCAAGAGGUGAAGGUACGUGGUUGCAGUCAUAGGGGUGUUUACUAUAUUCAGGGUAAUGAUCGGCACACUUUGAAUUUUACCGACGCCCAGCAACUAUGUGAGUCAUUGGGAGCAACACUGGCCAAUGCUACACAAAUGGCUGCCGCCUAUGGGACAGGCAUGGAGAUCUGCAGGUACGGCUGGAUCCACGAUGGAAACGUCUCCAUUGUUCGCCAGAGGGCAAACAUCUUGUGUAGAGCCAACCAGACGGGCCUUAUCAUAUUCAAACCUACAACUGCAACUUAUGAUGCUUUCUGCUACGACGACACAGACAUGUCAGAUAAAAACUGUACACUGGCAAUCAACCUUGAAUCUACAGCAGAUCCUGUACCAACCAAGAAAGACAUCACCACAGUCUCAACCUCUACUGUUAAUGAAGAUAACCCUGAAGAUAGUCCAACUGAGGAUCACACUGCAGGGAACCAAGAUAUAUUCUCUGAUAAUACUACUUCCACCAUUGACCCUCAUGAUACAGAGAAGCCUGCUCCAGUCACCUCAUCCAGUGAAUACAAGGAAGAAGGAGAGAUUCAGACUACACAGUUCUCCACCCUGUUGGAGACCACUAAGCCUGUUGGAGACGCUAAAGGUCUGAUCACAGAGAGUCCUCCUCAGACUGAGCCAAAGACUCAGCAAACAGUGAAGGAAGAUUGGCCCACCACCUUAGUGCAGACCACGGGCUCAGGUAUGGGGGAGCCAUUAUUCACCCUGGGGUCCACAGUGUCACUGGACACAGAAUACACCUCCAUGGGUGCAACUGCACCGGUCACUGGAGAUGGUAACUCACAUACUUCAGAGGAUGUGAAGGAGGGGAGGAUGGGUGCACCAGCAGAGGACAAGUCGAAUAGUAGCUCGUCAGACUGGCUGAUCAUAGUGGGUGUGAUUGCGGCCGUUGUUGCCAUUAUUCUCGUCUGUGCUGUUGUGGCAACAAGGAAAAGGUGGUGUGGUAAGCAUCAGACUCUGAUGAUCACCUCGAAGAGCAACAGUGAGGGGAACGGCACAGCAGCCUCAGCAAGCAGUGCCCGUGCCCAAGAGAGAGAGCAGGAGAUGGUGACGCUCAUGCACAAAGAGAAGAUCCAGGAGAACGGCAACACUGAGGAGUUUACUGUCAUCACUCUGGAGGAGUCACCAGAGAAGAACCAGCAGGCAUGAGAGAAAGAGAGAGAGAAAGAGAGAGCGAGAGGUAGGAGGUAGGAUGUGAGUUAGGAAGGUCAUGGUUUAUAUGUUGACCAGGGAGAGAGAAGCUGGUUGGUUUAGUGCAGACUGGUCUGGUCUGGAAAGCAAUGGACACUCUGAUACUGAUACGAGAUAAGGGUCGAGGGUGUCUGCAAGGGCGGGGGUGAAUUUGUUUGUCAGUUCAAAUGUCUUUGUCAGUUUUUUGUUUUUCUUGUGAUAAUGACAGUGAUUCCUCUUUGAUAACUGUACUCCACCACCUGAAAAGGGACAACGUCUACUUAAUGGCUUAAAUUUGGAUGUCAGACAAAGGAAAAAUGCAGCACUUCUCUAUAUUCCAACAUAGGAGAAACUUCUGUAUUUCACACUGAAGCUGCCUUUCAUAUUUGCCUUUCAUAGUGAGAGGCCUUGAUGAUAAAGGUCAGGCUUGCAUGAACUGGUUCAUGCCCUUAGGCAGGAUUCAGCUGACUUUCCAAACCUAAGCUUACAUAGAUAAGAGAAGGUGAUUAGAGUUGAGUCUAGAAAUCAGCACUUAAGGCAGAUUUGACUUAGACUGCCUAAUUGCAAGCAGAUAAUGCUGCCUACACACACAAAAAGCUUUCAGAUAGCUGCUAAAAAUGCUAACAACUCUCAUUUAAUCUCAGCUUUGUGCAUGCAAUCUCACAUCUUACUUUCUCUGGCCUUUCAUUAAAGAAGCUUUGUUUAUGAAUGACACCAGUCACUGUAUCCUAAUGCAAGCGAUACUGAAAUCUGAUCUCUCUAUGACAAUCUAGGAUGCUACACGUAACUUGCUCUGAUGGGAUUUUGUUCAUCAUUAACAGAUUAUAUUCAAAUCUAAACUUUAUGAUUUCUGAAAUCCCUUAAAACUUUACUGUAACAUUAUGUUAUGCUUUUGGCUUUUGGGGGUGCAGGAUAGUCUUAUGGGGAGGGGGGCUAAUGUAAAAUUGUAAAUAAGGGCCAGUAAAGUGCUGGCCUUUUUUCUGCUGAGUGUUAGAUAUGAGACAAGAAAGGCUGCUAGUAACUGGAGAUGAUCAUUUUGAGUGGACAGUGAUGAUGCAGCCCGCUGACGUGUGUUUUAGAGUCUUUCUGUCUCACGUGUUUUUCUUUACGUAAUAACCUUGUGUAAGUUUUUCUUUUGUUUCUUUUGUUUGGUUCCUGUGGAUGGGGAUAUACUUUUUUCCUUUCAAGGGAACGAGAUGUUAUUAUUUUAAUUUAUGCUUUUUUGAAUGUUAAGUGUAUAUACCACAAUGCUUAUUUACCAUAGACUUUAAGACUGGAUGUCCUGAAAAGUAUGGUAUUGCUUUGUUUUACAGUUGUGGUAAAUUUAGAGUGGUACCACUUUAAGUUCUAGGUAUUAACUAGAGAAGUGUGAGGUACAAAUGCCAAAGUGCUAGUUAAGUAUUUGAACUACAUAAUGGUAAGUUCCAAGGUAGUCUAACUAAAUUACACUGAAAUGCAGAAUAGGUUGUCUAUCAGUGGGUAAGUGUGUGGUACAAACCACACUUUUGGGUAAGAAGUAGCAGGUUGUCAUUAGAUAUAUUGAAAAAAAAAAGAACGUGAAUAUAACACGAAAAGUCUCAUAUAAUGUAAAGCUGUCUAUUAGCUGAAUCUGGGCUAUAAAAUGAAGCAGUGGUUCUUAAUAUGGUUCCACUCUGUCCCUAACAUUUACUUCAGAGAAGUAUCUUUGUAUUUUUUUGUAUUUUGCAUUUUGUACUUUAGAAAACUAUCUUUGUAAUUUUUGCUGUCAUUUUACUCUCUAUAACUUGGAGUACUUACCAUCUCGUCACUCCAAAUAUUUAUGAGGCAUUUUUGUCCUUUGUCAGCUUAAGAGCUAAAACAUUUCAUUGUAGUUUAGUGCUUUUCAUCAUUUUAUCCAAAAAUAAUUCCUCAGCACUUGGAGAUUGUACCCCACACUCACUCAGUGGAUACCUAGAACUGGUUUGGCAUUUAAGUGAAACUUAGUUAAACUUUCUUAGAACUUAUCAUCAUAAUCACCAAAAUAACGAUCUAGUUCUUUGGAGUUUGUACCUGACGCUUACCUACUUAAUACUUAGAACAUAGGAAACAGUUAAAUAAAGUGUUACUAUAACCACACACACACACACACACACACACACACACACAUUUUCUAAGACACUUAUCCUUCUGGGUCGCGGGGGGUGCUGGAGCCUAUCCCAGCGGUCAUUGGGCGGAAGGCAGGAAACACCCUGGACAGGUCGCCAGUCAUUCCCAUAAUAAUUGUAUUCUAAAUUUUAUUAAAAUAUCAAUCAUCUUUCUUUUACCAUUGUAUUAAUUGCCUUAAUCAGUUUAAAUGUAAACCCAUUUAACAUCAUAUUGAUGAUGUAUUAUGUGAGAACUACUACUGAUUUGUUUGUAUUUUUAAUGCUCCAAAAUUAUGGUAUCAAAGAACAUGCUGGUCCAAGAAAAGCUAUUGAAGAUUCAUGUGUCAUCGCUCUUAUCAUGCAUAUGCAAUUUACAUUUACUGACUUUGUGACCACGUUACCAACAAUGCAGGAUGCUUCACUUUGUUAUAUUAAGAUGAUAGAAGAAUUAAAUGAUGUUGCUUCCUAGUCAUGCUUUGCACAUUACAGUGCCUCCAAAGGCUCAGAGCAAAUGUAUAUAUUUCCAUGCAUAAGCUUUCUUUUUCUAUUUCAAGGCAUUGAGAUAUCAUGAAACGAAAAACAAAAAACAAUAUCUAUCACUCCAUUAGACACAGAAUUCCAUUUCUUUUUUCCCAUUGUUUUUCCUUCUGUGUUGUUGUGCUGACAUGCAUCUCUUGGACUCUACUUUGUAUGAGGGAGAAUAGCAAAUGUAGUAGUGGUAGGAGUGUGUAACGAGUGUGUACAAUGAUAAAUAACAGAUGAUUAUAAAGUACAAAAAUCAAGUUGUGUCCCAAAUGUAAUAAAAAUGUAUAUAGGUGUUUGGGGA